This is a messenger RNA of Ogataea parapolymorpha DL-1, 864 nucleotides long. RefSeq names its product putative oxidoreductase. The coding region runs from base 1 to 864 and encodes 287 amino acids. The record is from RefSeq and is a predicted model, not a curated record. The transcript has a single exon. Gene Ontology annotation, molecular function: oxidoreductase activity. Lineage: Eukaryota; Fungi; Ascomycota; Pichiomycetes; Pichiales; Pichiaceae.
AUGUCUGGAACCAGCUCCUACACUCUCAAUUCCGGCGUCACCAUCCCCAAAGUCGGCCUCGGGGUCUAUGACAUUCCUAUUGAAGCUACUGAAGAUGUUGUUUACGAAGCCCUCAAGGCAGGAUACCGCCAUGUUGACUCUGCGGCUACCUAUGAUAACGAGGAACAGGCUGCGAAUGGAAUUGCCAGGUGGCUGGCCGAAAAUCCAACCCAUAAAAGAAGCGAGAUCUUCUACACCACCAAGGUUUUUGACGACCACCACGGCUACCAGCUGACCAGGCAAAGUGUCGAGGAAUCGCUGGCAAAGGCCGCCAGGAUCGGCUACAUUGACCUCGUUCUCGUCCACUCGCCAAGAUCGGACUACAACAUGCGCCACGGCACCUGGAAUGCGCUUCAGGAGUUUGCGGCCAGCGGAAAAGUCAAGAAUAUUGGUGUUUCCAAUUACGGCAUUAAGCACCUCAGAGAGCUUCUGGCCUACCCAGACCUCAAGAUCAAGCCCGCUGUCAACCAAAUUGAGCUCCAUCCUUGGCUUCUACGCCCGCGACUGGUCAAUUUCUGCAAGAAGAACAAUAUUGUUGUCGAGGCUUACUCUCCUUUGGCCAGGGGAUACAAAUUUGACGACCCCGACCUGCUGGCCGUUGCUCGGAGACACAAGAAAACUCCGACCCAGAUUUUAAUUGCGUGGUCCCUGCAAAAAGGUUAUGUCGUUUUGCCAAAGACAGCAAAGAUUUCUAGACUGAAGCCCAAUCUUGAUGUCUUCGACAUCAAACUAUCUACGGACGACCUUAAACAGCUCGAAAAACCUGGCGAGCACUUCAAUACAGGCUGGGAUCCUACGGUGUAUCCGCUAGACAACGAGAAAUAG